AUGGCUAAGCCAUAUGAUAAUAGACAUAAGAUGGUCACCUGCUGCCUCACCAUCACCACUAGAGGUGCAUCUAUAGAAUCAUACAAAGUGAACAAAGCUUUCAUUGGGUGUAUGCAAGGGUACCAUGGUCGGUUCAGUCGUCGGGAAACGAAUCCGAAUGUUGUAAGGAUCGGUUUAGAGAGGAAUUGCUAUAACCUAAAUACUCUUAGAAUCGAAAUUGAAUCUAUUCCAUUUGUACAACUAAAACCGAACAUCAUUCGUGUUACAGGAGAUGAUGAUUUACGUGCACUCGAAUCAAGCGGUUUCGCGUGUAAUUCGGCAAUCGGUUCGUUAGUUUGUGUUGCAAGUAACCCCUUGAAAAUCGACACCAAAACUAUGGAAAUUUAUACGUCAACUCGACUCGAUUCGACUAAUCGUACCCGUUUUUCGGUUAGAGAAGAGGGAAAAGUUGUACAAAUUAUUAGACCAUAUGCAUGGAGACAAUUGGAUCUCUUAGAGAAUGUAACUCCGGUCAAGUUCCUCCAUGAACCACCACAAUCUCCGGCGAGAUAUUGUCACUACAAUCAUAAAAUUCCGGCAAUUGUUUUCUCAUCCGGCGGCUUCACCGGAAACCUCUUCCAUGAGUUCAACGAAAUCAUAAUCCCGUUAUUCAUCACUUCUCGUCUUUUCAAAUCGCGAGUUCAAUUCAUUCUCGUUGAUUACAGCCCGUAUUUCGUUGCGAAAUUCAAUCGCGUUCUCUCGAGCUUAUCGAGUUUCGACGUGUUAAACCCGACGACGAACACGACUGUUCAUUGCUUUCCCGGAGCCGUGGUCGGACUCGAGUACCAUAGCUUUCUUGCAAUAAAUUCUUCUGAAAUUCCUAAAGGAAACUCCAUGAUCGAAUUCAAAAACUUCCUCGGCGAAACCUAUGGUUUGACGACGAUCAAGAACGUCUCCGAUUCGGGUCUUAAACCGCCGGUUUUGCUCUUAAUUUCUCGCCGGAAAACCAGGCGGUUUUUGAACGAAGAUGAAAUGGUGGACAUGAUGGAAGAAUUAGGGUUUGAAGUUGUGGUGGUGAAGAGUGACAAAACGAUGUCGAAUUUGGAUCGAUUCGCGAAACUCGUGAGCACGUGCAGUGUGCUCGUCGGAGCUCACGGUGCCGGAAUAACGAACCAGGUGUUUUUAGCGGCGGGGGCGGUGGUGGUGCAGGUGGUGCCGCUAGGGUUAGAGUGGCCGUCGACGGUUUAUUUCGGUGAACCGGCGGUUCGGAUGGGGUUGCGUUAUUUGGAUUACAAGAUUGAACCGGAGGAGAGCACGCUUAUUGAGUCGUACGCACGUGCCGACCCGGUUAUUUCGAAUCCAGGAUCCGUAUUCGCAAAAGGGUAUUAUAUUGGGAAAGAAAUGUAUUUGGAUAAGCAAAAUAUAAGGGUUGAUAUUGGAAGGUUCAAGAGUACAAUCAUUGAAGCGCUUAGAUUACUUGGACGUACAAGUCCUUAA
Cynara cardunculus var. scolymus (artichoke) is the source of this 1476-nucleotide messenger RNA. RefSeq lists its product as uncharacterized. Gene Ontology annotation, molecular function: glycosyltransferase activity. The transcript is spliced from 2 exons. Bases 1 to 1476 code for a protein of 491 amino acids. The record is from RefSeq and is a predicted model, not a curated record. NCBI's taxonomy places the organism in Eukaryota, Viridiplantae, Streptophyta, Magnoliopsida, Asterales, Asteraceae.